AUGCUCGGCUCACUCUCUGAUCAGUUUUUAAAUUCUACCACUCAGAAUACCAACCAUGAUAUUACUGCUUUACCGCAUAGUCAAGUCGAUCCGACCAUUACAACCAUGAACGACAACAGUCGGACUCCAAUCCGACUCUCCGCCAAUGAAUUGGCAUCUUCACUGGUAGAUACGACUGCUUUAAUUCCCACUUGUAGUGUUCAGGCAUCUCCAAGUCUGUCUGCCUUUGGCUCUGCCAGUUGCAAUCAUCUUGAUCACAAAAGUCCACAAUCUGGCAGGCGCAUCCGCAGAACUAUUUCACCAACUCGUAUGAAGCAGUUGCUUAAAAUCAAUGGAAAGCUCAAGGAUCACUCUAUGGGCAGUCAUGGCAUUGGCACUCUGCAUUCAAUCCAAUCGUUUGAGGAUAUCAGCAACAGCAGUGAAGAACAUCUGUAUGGAUCGGGUCAUGACGAUGGCUCUAAAGACUAUGCAAUGAGUUCUCAAUCUAACUUGUCCAUCAGUCACUCGGCUCCUGUUUCAACCCAUUUCACUACUCAAGGUGUGUCUUUUGAAGAUCCUCGUACCGCCGACUCAAAUCUCAGUGACUUGGAUAGAACUCUGAUAGAUCCACCAGCCAAUUCCUUGGAUCCGGCAUCUUCUUCACUCUGUCCUGAAGCUUUUGUCGAGUUGGAUAAAGUUCAUGUACCAUAUAGUACUGUUGCUUCAAACCUCGCACAUGCCAAAACCAUGAGUUUUGGCAUGACUGAAAAAUCAGUUCGAAACACUGUUUCUCUGCGGGAGCUAAACUUUGACCGUCAUUGUGCUAAUGAUAUAUCUUUGGCUAACCCUGACAAGCACUCUGUUCAAAACAAUCAACUGACUUGCUUUGAUGCAGCUGAUCAUCCUGCCGUCACUUCGGAGGUUUUCCGUACCCUACACCGACCACUUUCGGCGUCAUUUAUUAUUGACACGUUGGCGUCAUUUGAAGCUACAUCCAAGCAACUCGAGACUGUCAUUGCACAGAGGAAACUAUUGGUAGAACAAGAAAAAAAGUUGAUUCGAAUGGCAGAAGUUCAGCUUUCAUUUCUCCAGCAACAGCAACUUGAAUUGUCCAAUAUCCAUCGACGCACGUCUGGUUGGACAGGAAGUGAUACGGAUCUACAUUCUGAUUCUGAUGAAAGCGAGGCGGAUCAUAUUCCUUUGUUUCAAUCACUUCCCGAGUUUCCUCAUGUGAAUACAUUCGAUCUAGAAGAUGGAGAUGACAGAUUCUCAACCAUCACACGCCACCAGCCCAAUCUAUUUAAAACAACCACUGAAACCAAGACUAUGGAGUAUAAUCUUACCAAUGCUGCGAGUAUAAAUGAUUCUUUUAGAGCUACAAGCCCAUAUGUAGUCAAUCGAUCUCCAACACCUCCCUCAUUAGAUGUGAGAAUUCUCUCAAAUGAAUCUGAACACGUACCCUGUUCAGAUCUACCUACACACAUGCACUUUUGUAACUUGGACGCAACUGCCAAGCACAUGAAACGACCAAGUUUUUUGAGUCUAUUUAAAAAUGGAACAAAGACCUUGAAGAGUCGACUAACCAAAACCUGA
Molecule: messenger RNA, 1572 nt
Organism: Batrachochytrium dendrobatidis JAM81
Lineage: Eukaryota; Fungi; Chytridiomycota; Chytridiomycetes; Rhizophydiales
Exons: 2
Coding region: 1-1572 (523 amino acids)
Source: RefSeq, a predicted model, not a curated record